This is a messenger RNA of Lotus japonicus, 1264 nucleotides long. RefSeq names its product PHD finger protein ALFIN-LIKE 3-like. Gene Ontology annotation, molecular function: transcription coregulator activity; transcription cis-regulatory region binding; histone binding. The transcript has 5 exons. The record is from RefSeq and is a predicted model, not a curated record. Gene Ontology annotation, biological process: regulation of DNA-templated transcription. Lineage: Eukaryota; Viridiplantae; Streptophyta; Magnoliopsida; Fabales; Fabaceae. Bases 164 to 925 code for a protein of 253 amino acids. Gene Ontology annotation, cellular component: nucleus.
CAAGACAGAGAUACAAGGUUUUGUUCUACUCUCUCUCAGUGCUCUCUCUCUCUCUCUUUCUCUCAGUUCUGAAAUUCGUGGAGUGAAUCAAUCGCAUGCAAGAGCGAGUGUGAGAGAACCCCAGAAGUUCCAUUAAACGACACCGUUUUCGCUGCUUUCUGUGAUGGAGGAGAAGGGAAUGGAAGCGCGAGGUCGCACCGUUGAAGAGAUUUACGAGGAUUUCAAGGGCCGCAGAGCCGCCAUCAUCAAAGCCCUCACCACCGAUGUUAAAGAUUUCUACAACCAAUGUGAUCCUGAGAAGGAAAAUUUGUGCUUAUAUGGAUUACCUAGUGAGCAGUGGGAAGUGAAUUUGCCUGUUGAAGAGGUUCCUCCGGAGCUUCCUGAGCCUGUGCUGGGCAUUAAUUUUGCUAGGGAUGGCAUGGAAACAAAAGACUGGCUAUCCUUAGUUGCUGUUCAUAGUGAUACAUGGUUACUAUCCCUUGCAUUCUAUUUUGGAACCAGAUUUGGGUUUGACAAAGGUGACAGGAAACGACUAUUCAACAUGAUUAAUGAUCUGCCAACUAUAUUUGAAGUUGUUACUAAUCCAACAAAGAAACCAGUUAAAGAAAAGUCUUCAGUUUCAAACAACAGUGGCAGCAAAUCUAAGUCCAGCUCUAAAGCGCGGGCUGCUGAAACUCAGGGUAGACAGUCAAAAGUAUCACUAUCAAAAGACGAGGAUGAGGGGAUAGAAGAGCAAGAUGACGAUGAACAUGGAGACGCCUUGUGUGGAGCAUGCGGUGACAAUUACGGCACUGAUGAGUUCUGGAUUUGCUGUGACAUCUGUGAGAAGUGGUUCCAUGGCAAGUGUGUGAAGAUCACCCCUGCUAGGGCAGAGCACAUCAAGCAAUACAAGUGCCCAUCAUGCAGUAACAAGAGACCUCGCUAAGCAAGUUUCCAUCAUGGAUAAACUUUAUUUGGAGUCUUUGCUGAUCUAGUAAUUAAUGCUUCUCUUUCUAGAUACAAUUGAUGGAUUAGUUUAUAAGAUUGACUGAUUGAGACAUGUAGAUUUAUUUUCUUGUAUUUAGGAUUUAUGCUGUGUUGGUUCUGUUCUCACCUUCAAGUUAUGUGAUGCCUUUGAUUUAACGGUAGUUGAAGCACUGUUGACUUGGAAAAGUGUAAAGUCUUUUCCUUAGUCUCGCUUAGCUAUGGAAUGAAAGGCUUCAUACCAGUGUAGGAUUGAAACCGUAAUCUUAUGGAAAUGAAAGUUUUCCAUCUUAAUUUUUUA